Messenger RNA from Candidula unifasciata, 736 nucleotides. The record is from the annotation of a GenBank genome assembly. Lineage: Eukaryota; Metazoa; Mollusca; Gastropoda; Stylommatophora; Geomitridae.
UUUAUCAGAAGAUGAUCAGGAGACUGAAACAACAGAAGCUGACAGCGAAGUCCAGAUAGUGACUGAAUGUUGGGUGGAGCCACAGUACGGCAUAUGUUGUAACAACACUCCAGAACGACAACAUUUUAAUGGACUGACAUAUCUGGACAUCGCCAAAGCCUUCUACCCUCGUGACUAUGAAUGUGUGUCAAGUUUGACAACCUUCGAACACUUGGUCUACCUGUGUGAGAACAGUGCCAUUCCUAGCCCUGAUGUGGUCGUCUCCAGACAGUCCAGCCCACCAUCGACUCCAGGAAAUCGUUUCACUCGAAAGAAGGAAGAAGGAUACCGUUCAGAGCCCACAGUCAACAUCAUCCCGUUUCCUUUUGACCUUCAAUCACUUCUUCCUCGUAGUCAGCAAGCAGAGAUAUUGUUUUCAACUUUUGUGAUUGGUGAUGGCAACACUUCCUCAGAAAAUGUGGUGUUAGAUCCAAAAGAGCCAAGUGAAUUACUGCUGAGCCUCUUCUAUGACAAGCUCAAGGAGGCACACAACAAUGAGAUCCUGCUUUCUGCUGAUGACUGCCAGUGCCCGAUGUGGAAGUGUUACGUGAAGAAGGAUGAUGUCACAGAUCAUCUUCUGCUGACAUUUGUGCCUGCAUGCUUUGAUGAUCUUCUGCUUUUGAACCCCUCUCCUGCUGAGGCAUCUCCUGAAGAGGGCGAUACUGGUGCUAGUAAUUUUCCUGUGAGUAUCGGUGGU